Messenger RNA from Alosa alosa (allis shad), 734 nucleotides. RefSeq names its product histone H2A-like. The coding region runs from base 22 to 717 and encodes 231 amino acids. Gene Ontology annotation, cellular component: nucleosome. Gene Ontology annotation, molecular function: protein heterodimerization activity; DNA binding; structural constituent of chromatin. The transcript is spliced from 3 exons. NCBI's taxonomy places the organism in Eukaryota, Metazoa, Chordata, Actinopteri, Clupeiformes, Clupeidae. The record is from RefSeq and is a predicted model, not a curated record.
UCCUAUUCUUCGGCCUCCUCCAUGAGCGGCAGAGGUAAAACCGGCGGCAAGGCCAGAGCAAAGGCCAAGACUCGCUCUUCCAGGGCUGGACUUCAGUUCCCCGUUGGCCGUGUGCACAGGCUACUACGUAAAGGCAACUAUGCUCAGCGCGUUGGCGCUGGUGCACCGGUCUACUUGGCUGCUGUACUCGAGUAUUUGACAGCUGAGAUCCUGGAGUUGGCCGGUAACGCUGCCCGUGACAACAAGAAGACUCGUAUCAUACCCCGCCACCUGCAGCUGGCUGUGCGUAACGACGAGGAGUUGAACAAAUUACUCGGCGGAGUGACCAUCGCUCAGGGUGGUGUGCUGCCUAAUAUCCAGGCUGUGCUGCUGCCCAAGAAGACUGGUAAAAGCGCACCCGCAACCGGUGGAGUGAAGAAGCCUCACCGUUACAGGCCUGGUACCGUGGCUCUGAGAGAGAUCCGUCGUUACCAGAAGUCUACUGAGCUGUUGAUCCGCAAGCUGCCCUUCCAGCGUCUGGUCAGAGAAAUCGCUCAGGACUUCAAGACUGAUCUGCGCUUCCAGAGCUCUGCUGUCAUGGCUCUUCAGGAGGCUAGCGAGGCUUACCUCGUCGGCCUGUUUGAGGACACUAACUUGUGCGCCAUCCACGCCAAGAGGGUCACCAUCAUGCCCAAGGACAUCCAGCUGGCUCGUCGUAUCCGUGGGGAGCGUGCUUAAACUGAUUUGAAGUCAAG